This is a messenger RNA of Lynx canadensis (Canada lynx), 1820 nucleotides long. It is a transcript of the gene ST7L, whose product is annotated as suppression of tumorigenicity 7 like. Lineage: Eukaryota; Metazoa; Chordata; Mammalia; Carnivora; Felidae. The record is from RefSeq and is a predicted model, not a curated record. Bases 28 to 1698 code for a protein of 556 amino acids. The transcript has 14 exons.
GCUCCCAGAGCCUGCGGGUGCAGCAAGAUGGCGGACGGUGACGGCUUAGGUGAAGCAGCGACUGCUGCGGCAUCUCCUCCCGCACCUGCUCCCGGCCAAAGCCUGUCCCUGGGCUGGAGGGAGCGGCUGCGGGCUGGGCUGGCUGGGACUGGGGCCUCGCUGUGGUUCGUGGCGGGGCUGGGACUGCUUUACGUUCUGAGGGUCCCGCUGAGGCUGUGUGAGAAUUUGGCAGCGGUGACAGUAUUUUUAAAUUCAUUGACGCCCAAAUUCUAUGUGGCACUUACAGGAACAUCUUCUUUGAUAUCAGGACUAAUAUUUAUGUUUGAAUGGUGGUACUUCCAUAAGCAUGGCACGUCUUUUAUUGAGCAAGUAUCUGUGAGCCAUUUGCGACCUCUGAUGGGAGGAACGGAGAGCAGCAUUUCAGAGCCAGGUUCUCCUUCUAGCAACAGAGAAAGUGAAACCAGCAGACAGAAUUUGUCAGAAUGCAAAGUAUGGAGGAACCCUCUAAAUCUUUUCAGAGGAGCAGAAUAUAGGAGAUACACUUGGGUGACUGGUAAAGAGCCACUUACCUACUAUGACAUGAAUUUGUCAGCUCAGGACCAUCAGACCUUUUUCACCUGUGACACGGACUUUUUACGUCCUUCAGACACAGUUAUGCAGAAGGCAUGGAGGGAAAGAAAUCCUCCAGCUCGAAUCAAAGCAGCCUAUCAAGCUUUAGAAUUAAACAAUGACUGUGCCACUGCAUAUGUUCUACUGGCUGAGGAAGAAGCAACAACUAUUGUGGAUGCUGAAAGGUUAUUUAAACAGGCACUCAAGGCAGGAGAGACAAUUUACAGGCGGUCACAGCAGUGCCAGCACCAAAGUCCUCAGCACGAAGCUCAACUGAGAAGAGAUACGAAUGUACUGGUAUAUAUUAAAAGAAGAUUAGCAAUGUGUGCAAGAAAAUUAGGAAGAAUAAGAGAAGCAGUAAAAAUAAUGAGAGAUCUGAUGAAAGAAUUUCCUCCUCUUACCAUGUUGAACAUCCAUGAGAAUCUCCUAGAAUCACUUUUAGAAUUACAGGCCUAUGCAGAUGUUCAGGCAGUCCUAGCAAAAUAUGAUGAUAUAAGCCUUCCAAAGUCAGCAGCAAUCUGUUACACAGCAGCACUAUUGAAGACAAGGACUGUUUCAGAUAAAUUCUGUCCUGAAACAGCCUCCAGAAGAGGGCUAAGCAUGGCAGAAAUUAAUGCUGUGGAAGCAAUUCAUAGAGCUGUGGAAUUUAAUCCUCAUGUUCCAAAAUAUUUACUAGAGAUGAAGAGUCUAAUUUUACCUCCAGAACACAUUCUGAAACGAGGUGAUAGUGAAGCAAUUGCCUAUGCUUUCUUCCAUCUUCAGCAUUGGAAGAGAAUAGAAGGUGCUCUGAAUCUGUUACAGUGUACGUGGGAAGGCACUUUUAGAAUGAUUCCAUACCCUUUAGAGAAAGGCCAUCUAUUUUACCCUUAUCCCAGCUGCACAGAGACUGCUGAUAGAGAGCUAUUACCUACCUUUCAUCAUGUUUCUGUUUACCCAAAGAAGGAGCUUCCUUUUUUCAUCCAUUUCACAGCAGGACUGUGUUCUUCUACAGCAAUGAUAGCUCUUCUCACACACCAGUUUCCUGAAAUCAUGGGUGUUUUUGCUAAAGCUGUAAGUAUGAUCUCAAGGACUUGUGUAGAGUAUUUGUAAAACACACAAGAAACCAUCUCUGAUCUGUUUGUGCUAAGCCAGUUGAUCAGUGGAAGAUGUUUGUUAUAGUAAAUUACAGGAACUGAUUUGUAAAGUUGCUGCCAUAAAUAUGUCAAACAUAA